Molecule: messenger RNA, 2992 nt
Organism: Salvelinus namaycush (lake trout)
Lineage: Eukaryota; Metazoa; Chordata; Actinopteri; Salmoniformes; Salmonidae
Product: SKI/DACH domain-containing protein 1-like
Exons: 2
Coding region: 1-2556 (851 amino acids)
Source: RefSeq, a predicted model, not a curated record
AUGGGAGACCUGAAGUGUGGGUUUGAGGAGAUGCAGGGAGUGAGGCUGGGAUACCUGCUGAUAAAAGGAAAACAAAUGUUCGCCCUCUCCCAGGUCUUCACUGACCUACUGAAAAAUAUUCCCCGGACCACCGUGCACAAACGCAUGGACCACCUGAACGUUAAAAAACACCACUGUGAUUUGGAGGAGCUGAGAAAGCUCAAAGCAAUAAAUUCUAUUGCUUUCCACGCGGCAAAAUGUACUCUGAUAUCACGGGAGGAUGUGGAGGCGCUUUAUUUCUCCUGCAAAACGGAACGCGUGUUAAAAUCCAACAAAAGAAAAGCAAAGGCCAGUUUACCCGAGGAUGUGGGCGAGGGCAAGCUUCACGCGGACACGCACCCUACCGGGUUAUGGAAGGAGAAAGUUUGGUUAAGUUUACACAGCGUGCCACAGACUCUUUCCCUCAACAAAUCCGGCAAGAGAGAGCAACCAACCUCGCGCCCCGACUCCAAUCUACCUCAAAUUUACAAUAAAUCCCUCGGUCAGGAUUAUUCCUUUGUCACCAAGUCGGCAUGUAAACCUUUUAAAAACUAUGAAACAGCUCAAAUACCGGGCAAUUGCGUCGCAUUUAGCCAGAGACAUUCGUUUUUCCGGAGCGUGGUGAGCCGUCAGCCGGUGUUGUUUAAGUCCGCCAUUGCUGCUCAGUCUAGGCUCUCUGCAGCCGGCGACCUACUUCACAAAAGGAAGAGGAGGCGCGAGGGGGGCGGCGGCAGGGAUAGGGACAGCGGCGGCGCGAGGCAGUCGUGGAGCAGGAGCAGACACACACACUCACACACUCACCCUCACGCACACCACCCGGUGCUUCUCGUGCAGCCCAAGUGCUGCAGCAAGCCAAAAACCCAGCACAACCACAACGGGACAACUCUGGGCCAUUUCCAUCUUGGACGCGAGUUUUACCUCGACCACGGAGCUCACCACCAUCCUCACCCGCAGCAACAUGUAGGGGCUUUCCCGGAGAGCUACAGCAGUGACACCGAAUCCAGCUGCUACUCAGAGCCGCUCAACAACGACUCAGACUUUGGCUCCAGUUUAUCCACAAGCAGCAACUCUGGGACCUCUGAUGAGGAGGAAGAUGAGGAGGAUGAAGAGGAGAGCCCGUUGGAGAGUUCUGAGGUCAGUUCUGACGAGGAGAGUUCAUCUCAAUCUGACAGCAGCUCUGUGUCCAGUCAGGUCUCUGUCCAGUCCAUCCGCUUCAGGAGGGCCCGAACUCAGUCCAACAGUAUAACUCUCUCGCACACUAAAGCACCUUUGCUCCUGCAGCCUACCUUCCACUACAGCCACAAGCAGCAGCCAUCUAUACCGGUUGUCCAGGGUGGAACCAGCCAGGUGGACUAUGCCAGUCCAAGGAAACAACAGAAGUAUGAGUUUACAGCAAGGGAGGCCAAGCAGGACGCACACACACACAGGUUCAGCUCGCCUGUCAUCCGGGGGAGUUGUUUCACUGAGAGGAGAGACAGGAAGGUUCCUGAGUCCCAGGUCCAGACCAAAAGAGAGAUAAAGAGAGCCGAGCUGGUGUCCAGAACAGUUUACGCACUGAGCCCCUCACCUAACCCCAACGGGAACAAAGCGGUUCCUCCGCACAGAACACCGGGACACGCAAACAAAUGCCCCCCAGUCCUGAGCUCACACUGCGCCCAUGACAAAGACACAAAGCACUCCAAGCCUACAGACAACAACCAGCUUUCAUUAGCUGCAAAUCUAAAGAGAGAGGUGAGAAUUAGCCCAAGCCUGAAACUGCCCUCUCCGCUCAAAACCAUUAAGACCGAGCCGGAAGAGCUCUCAGUGGCCGCGGGUCCCCUCCCUAACAGUGGCAGGGCGGUCAAGACUCCCCCCUUCAACCUGCAGAAUGUGAAAAUCAAAGUGGAGCAAAGCUAUGAUGAAUUCGAAUACAACAGUAAGGCCUCCGGGUUCCACUGCAAAGGAGAUGAGGCGGAUAUCAACAAUGGCCAGUACCCCGGCGGCGACAUCAAACACGCUGCUGGCUGUUUCAACAACGAGACCAAAGCCAUUGAAAGUUCUGCUGGGGCUCCCAAGUCCUCAUCCGGCUUGCAGGAAUGCGGGAGCACUCGAGACACCCCUUGUUCGGAGGAGGGGGAGUAUAAAAACGGAGUUGGGGUCAGGAAAAACUGCAGGACUCUGGUUCUGGGGAAGGAGUCUGGAAUGUCGAGGGCGCAGGCGAAACAGAACGUGUCCAAAGUUGACAGGACUUUAUCUUCUCGUCCCGUGGGCAAAGCAGAGAUUUGUGAUGGAAAUAUUGAGCAUCUAACAGGGGCGAGUAAACGAAAACGCGCGUCCAGUAAUGUAGCACCCUCUCUGAAUAGGCCUUUCAGCUUCAUGGCGAAUUUCCCCGCUCCUCCGUCCCUGGUUGUGGGCAGCGACGGGGAUUUAAGCCCAGCUUACUCUCUGAACUCUCUGGGGGGACCCCGACCUCCCACCCGCUCUCACCCCGUGUGGCGGUGGCAGCCUGGCGGUCGGACAGUCCCUCCCCCAUCCGCUCAGAGAAUCAGGAAAUGUUGACGCUUUUUUCUUUGACAAGAACAACCGCAACAACAACAAAAACCUGGAUGGAAACCUACAGUACCUUGACUACAACAUAAGUCUUAAAGUGAAUGGGAGGCACUAAUGUAUUGCAUCCUUCAGUUGUUUUUAUUUAAAUGUUUUCCUUUAUUUGAUGUUGUGGAUUUAAAACAUUCCUCGUUGUUGUGGAGUUGUUGAUCAGUAAUACAUACACACUGCUAUUCUCCAUAACGCGCGGAACGUCUUUGAGCCUCUCUUCCUAUGCCACUGGAUGACCUCUCCUCGUGGAUUUAUUGUGACUAACUAACUCUAAAUAAGCUAUCCACCAUAAGCAAUAGGCUACACGAUUUGGCAAAAUGUGCUUACUUACAUUUUUAUCGGAUCUAUUGUUUCUGUUCCCCUUGACGCUGGACCUGUUGGAUUUUACCAGGGUUAC